Messenger RNA from Helobdella robusta, 1205 nucleotides. RefSeq lists its product as hypothetical. Lineage: Eukaryota; Metazoa; Annelida; Clitellata; Rhynchobdellida; Glossiphoniidae. Bases 1 to 1116 code for a protein of 371 amino acids. The transcript has 7 exons. The record is from RefSeq and is a predicted model, not a curated record.
AUGGACGGAGGCAAAGAAACACCUGAGUUGGACCUCUGCACAAACGCCACGGUCCUGGAUGAUGAUUGGAGGCAUCCGUCCGAGGAAGAUAAAAAGAAAUGUGACAACAAGUUGGCAAUAAAUCGAUGGUACAAGUUCAGAUAUCAAGGUGCCAGUGGACUCAUCGCCAUGGGACCCAUCAAGGAAAAUCAUUGCAGCACUACCGGAUCUCUCUCCAUCUUCCGUCAGUCGCCCAACUUUCAAUACCCACCACCUGUCAAUCAAUCUUCUAUCUACACGACUUGUGUGCAUGUCAAAAUACUCGGCGUCGUUUCCUGUAUUGAUCACAUGAUCAUCCCCGUAAUAGCUCUGACGUGUCCAAAUAAUGACGUCAUUUAUUACAUCACAAGGACCACUCAUAUUUGUCCUUCUGCCUUUUGUGUUAUUGGAAAUGACGAAAAUGUUAAGCCCACGACUUCAAAACAGCAAUCUGAUAUGAAUGAAAUUACAAGAAAGUUAAAAAGGAUAAUAAGCGAAUCCAUCAAUAAUCCUGGAUGGCGUGACAAUGACUGCUUCCAAGAGCAUCUGAACCAGCUCAGUGAACAUACCUGCAUUUAUCGACGUCUAAACAAAAGUUCGGUCUUUGUGGCCAGAACUGUCGUGGAUAUCAUUUGGACGAAGGCUUUGAAGUUUAGAUUAGAAAAUGAUAGCACAGUUGGUGUCUAUGAUAAAAAUAUCAACAAAUCAAGACAAUCUUCUGACAUGUAUGACGAUGACAGCAGAGGAUUAAACAUCUCGACACACACGGAUAAAUCAAAUGCCACACAAACAGGCGACUGUGCCAAGGAAAAUGAUACGUUGUUUUAUGUUUUAAUGUGGCUCAACUGGACUGGUGCUAUUCAAAAUACUACAGGAUCAGAAGUGGUGAAACUUUACAAGGGACUUCCCUCCGACGAACUACCUCCACUCGUCCUUCCGAGUGUUUCUAUCUAUCCAAAUUUUUUCUACUGCAUAUUUUGGCCAAUGUGCAUAUUGCUCAUUGUUUUUGCAGUUCUAAUAAUUUAUUACCAAGUCCAAUGCUGCAAUGCCUUCUAUUUGUUUCAAAGAGAAAAAAUUGUAAGAAUUUUAUUUCUUUGAUUUACACUCAAUGAUUUAAGAAGUUUUAACUUGAUGUAUACUUAUUGGACAGAUUAUUAUUGAUUGCGAUAACAGAGCUAAUUGUUUGA